AUGGCUCUUACCAACAUCACAGCCGCACGCAUCGUCGAGGCCAUGGAGAGCAGCCUCGUACCACGCAACGCCAACCUGCUGAAGAACAAAGUCGUUCAUGCCGACAUUCGCGUCCAAGGUAUCGAAGAUGACACCAACGGACCGGAAGAGGACGUGAUGAGCGUGCAGCUUGUCGAGCAGCCAAACCCGAGCUCCCAAGACAUCGAAGACCAGGAGCGAGCCGAAGAGAUGCGCAUGUGGUGGAACAAUGAGAUGAGGAAGCACAUGAAUCAGCCCGAUGGCUAUGCAAAGGUUGCUGUGCUGUUGAUAAAAUGGGCAGAUGAGUUAGACGACAUCAAGACGAAGGACGAGGCUGUCGAGCUCGAAGAACUUUUCCGCGAUCGUUUCCACUACGAGGCCCAGACCAUCGAGCUCAACGUUCGCAAGAGGCCACAGCUGCAGCUUGACAAGCACAUCAGCAACUUCCUCCUCGACCACGACGGCCCUCAUAAUCUGCUCAUCGUUUACUACACUGGUCACGGGAUCUUCCACGACGACAAGGAAUACCUAGAGCUGACAGCUUGCAUGAAUCCUUCAUUGGGCCGAGGCUUCAGCAGAGACGCGAGAGCGAACUGGAACAAAGUGGAGGAAAAGCUUCGAGAUGAAGAGGUUGAGGGCGACGUCCUCACCAUCCUCGAUACAUGCUACGCGAGCAAUCUGGUGAAGAAGUCUGGGAAGCAAGAGACGAAGAAGUUUGAGCUGGUGGCUGCAUCUGCGAUUAACCAACCCACAGCAUCACCUGGCAUACACAGCUUCACGCGUGCCCUUAUUGAUAGCUUAAAGGAGCUAUUGGAUGAGAAGAGGGAUCCUAUCUCGACAUUCCGGCUUGUCCAGAGCAUCAACCUCAACAAAAACCGCAGCGACGAACAAGCCCACGUCUGGGCCCGCACUCAGCACACCGAUCAGCACAUCUUCCUUGCGCCCCUAAAGCAACACAAGGAUAUUACGCAACUCCCGACUUUCCGCUCUGCUCCCGGCAGCUACCUGACUCUACGCUUUGGUCUUCGAGAUGCAGCUUUGAAUAGGGAACAAAUCGAAUCUAUGACCAAGGCCCUGUCCAACUCCUUGUUCAACAAACCGAUGGUGGGACUAAGGAAGGUUGAAUGGGUCGAAAUGAAGCCUGCCCCACCAAUGCCUCAUUUCGAUCGUGUCGCAUUGGUCAUGUAUGCGGCUACGCAAUGGAAGAAGGUCAUACGGCAGAGGAAGCAAGACCGUGCGUCGCAGUUAGCAUCUCAGAGAACGGUCGAUGAAGUCACCUUUCCUGAAGCCGUGAACCCGAGUCCGACAUUACUGAAGCGUGCAAAUGAUGAUCUGGAUGGUAUGCCAGAUGCGAAGAGGCGGUAUCUCGAUGUGUCGCAACCGCCAUCGCCCCCGGUGUCCAACUCUUCGCGCAUGGGAGAAUAA
This is a messenger RNA of Parastagonospora nodorum SN15, 1443 nucleotides long. RefSeq lists its product as hypothetical. NCBI's taxonomy places the organism in Eukaryota, Fungi, Ascomycota, Dothideomycetes, Pleosporales, Phaeosphaeriaceae. The transcript has 2 exons. The record is from RefSeq and is a predicted model, not a curated record. Bases 1 to 1443 code for a protein of 480 amino acids.